This is a messenger RNA of Epinephelus lanceolatus (giant grouper), 1545 nucleotides long. It is a transcript of the gene tmem120aa, whose product is annotated as transmembrane protein 120Aa. Lineage: Eukaryota; Metazoa; Chordata; Actinopteri; Perciformes; Serranidae. Gene Ontology annotation, cellular component: membrane. The record is from RefSeq and is a predicted model, not a curated record. Gene Ontology annotation, biological process: fat cell differentiation.
UUUGACACAGGACAGCAGCAGCUCAACUGUUGCAUAGCGGAGCCUGAACAUUACCUAACUCCUGAAGGUUUCCUCAUGUUAGAGUAGAAAAAUGUUGUUCAGUCCGACGGGUUUGACUGAGUGUUUACGAGAAUGGGAAGAUUUAGAGAAAAACUACCAACAAAUUCAGGAUACACAUCGUCUCUAUAAACAGAAGCUGGAAGAAGUGACCAAGCUGCAGGACAGCUGCUCCGGCGCUAUAGCACGUCAGAGGAAGAAACUGAAAGAGCUCACUGUGUCACUAGAAGAAUGCAAAGAAAAUCAUCCAACACCCAAAUUAAGUCCAGAGGAUGUGGAAACCAUCGCUGACAUCCAGGACUCCAUCAAAGACAGAGCAAAUGCUUUCUCUGAGAUGGAAGCUUUUCUGCCAAAGAAGAACGGGUUAUACCUCACUCUUGUUUUAGGAAACGUGAAUGUAACACUCCUCAACAAACAGUCCAAAUUUGCCUACAAAGAUGAAUACGAGAAAUUUAAACUGGUCAUCACGGUCAUCCUCUUCGUGUUCUCCUUCACGUGUCGCUUCUUGUUCAGCUACAGAGCCUUAGAUGCCCUGUUCAACUUCCUGUUGGUGUGGUACUACUGCACGCUCACCAUCCGGGAGAGUAUCCUCAUCAGCAACGGCUCAAGGAUCAAAGGCUGGUGGGUUUUCCAUCACUACGUGUCGACCUUCCUGUCUGGAGUCAUGCUCACCUGGCCUGAAGGCGCUCUCUACCAGAUGUUUAGGAACCAGUUCCUAACAUACUGUCUAUACCAAAGCUUUGUCCAGUUCCUCCAGUACUACUACCAGAGUGGCUGUUUGUACAGACUGCGAGCGCUGGGAGAAAGACAUACCAUGGACCUUACAGUGGAGGGUUUCCAGUCCUGGAUGUGGAGAGGCCUGACCUUCCUCCUUCCUUUCCUGUUCUUUGGUCAUUUCUGGCAGCUCUACAACAGCAUAACACUCUUCCGGAUGUUUCAGCUCCCAGAGUGUAAAGAGUGGCAGGUUGCGAUGUGCGGCUGCUCUUACAUGGUGCUCUUCAUGGGAAACUUCUUCACCACACUGAGAGUGGUUUAUCAGAAAUACAUGAACAACCAGGACAAACCCAAGAGCCUAUAAGGACUGGAAUAAUGAGCGUGGAAGAAUCACCAAAAAUCCUCCUGUUUAUGAAAUGUGCAAAAUUACCAAUCGCUCUAAUAUUCUCUUUAGAGCUCUUUAUCAAUGUUAUGAUCGUUGUCUUGUGGAUCAUUUACAUGUAUUGCUACUUUUAUCACUGUUGAUUUCAUCUGUGUGUAAAGCACGUCAGAGCAGUGUCUUAUACGGGUAGGUUACACAUGUUUUCACACAGACCUGUCAAAGUAACAACUAGGUACACAGCAGGUGACACUGUAAGGUUGUUAUAGUGGUGGUUACUUUGAUAAGAAAGCAUUACUGAAUGAAAAUAACCAAGUUAUUUGCAUCAUAUUUAUUUUAGCGUCUGUUACUCAGCAGCUGCUUUGUGCUCAAUAAAACACUCCUGCAAAUCUCUG